Molecule: messenger RNA, 981 nt
Organism: Perca flavescens (yellow perch)
Lineage: Eukaryota; Metazoa; Chordata; Actinopteri; Perciformes; Percidae
Exons: 7
Coding region: 83-871 (262 amino acids)
Source: RefSeq, a predicted model, not a curated record
CGGUUGGAGACAGAGGAGACAAGUCAGCGCCAUUUUCAACCUCCUAUGCGGUACUACCUCCCAUGCAGUACUACACGUCAAAAUGCUGGUGCAGGUGAAGUACAGCCAACAGCAGAAAUAUGUGAAGCUGGAUGAGGAUGAAGGACGGUUUGACUUUAUGCAAUUCCAUGAAAAAGUCAUCGAGAGAUUUUGUCUGCCACCUGAUGCAAAAGUCAUAUACAAGGAUGCAACAAGGACAGAAGUUGAUGCAGAAAUAUUCAGCGACCUUGUUGGACAAUGCAAUGUGGUGCUGACAGUUUUCUCAGAUCAGGGUGAGAUAUCAAAGCAGUUGAUUGAAGCUGUGCUAAGAGGCAAGUCUGGGGGUGAAGAAGUACUACAGGAGUACCAAACAACAGAAACCCUAACAGAUGCUGCAAGAAGAAAAAUGGUUAACAUCCUGGUGGCUCACAUGAUUGACAAUCAUGGGCACCGCCCCACUAAAGCAAUCAGAGAAGAUUAUGCACGUGGGAUAGUGAUGUUGUUCCCUUCCCUCAAGGAUCCAUACUCCAAGAAGGGCUAUGAACACUUCUAUGAUGCUGCAAGCAGCACAGGAUACAUUUCUUGGCGUCUGAAAACAGUCCAGAGGAAGAUUCGUCGAGGAUCUGCACUGCCACCAAAUAGCCCAAUUGACGUUUGGACUGUUAAUGUUGAAAGGCAGCUUGAUGGUAAUGCUUGCCAAGAGGCCAUGUCUUUGCUCAACCAUACCACAGACAAUUCCCUGAUUUUCCAGAAGAUGAGAGAGACCUUUCAGCACCGUCAGAAGCUCGUUAAUGACCCAGGCAGAAGUGUUGAUAUCCUCUCCAGCUUCCCAAGAUUCUUGGAUACAAAAUGAUUGGUGGACCAAGACUUCACUCUCCUAUUUGAUGACGACACAUCCUCCAGAGGCCUGUACUACGAAGCAGGAUUUGGCGUUAACAAGCUAACUUAAGGCUCAACACAGGA